Protopterus annectens (West African lungfish) is the source of this 7952-nucleotide messenger RNA. RefSeq names its product zinc finger and BTB domain containing 7A (gene ZBTB7A). NCBI's taxonomy places the organism in Eukaryota, Metazoa, Chordata, Ceratodontiformes, Protopteridae. The transcript is spliced from 3 exons. The record is from RefSeq and is a predicted model, not a curated record. Gene Ontology annotation, molecular function: DNA-binding transcription factor activity, RNA polymerase II-specific; protein binding; RNA polymerase II cis-regulatory region sequence-specific DNA binding. The coding region runs from base 673 to 2292 and encodes 539 amino acids. Gene Ontology annotation, biological process: regulation of transcription by RNA polymerase II.
AUAUAAAAUUUAUUGUCUCAGUAAUUACAAAAACUUAUUCCAACAACACUUGAAUUAUGCAAACAAAAACAUGCGAACCUAGAUAAAAUGCUUUCAUAAAACAAUAUGCUCAAAAAAAUAAACGUUUGGAGGGUGCUUAUUCCAUACGACUAUUAGGAUUACAGAUUAGGCCUAAUCCCAGCUAUACUUGACAGAAAAUACGCCCACAAUUGGUUCCAUUUGUGACACAACCUUCAUUAGAAAAAGCUUUGUCAUUCCUUGAAAGUCACUUAUACGUGAAACCACUAUGAGUUCACACCUACCCCUGACAAGUACGCACAUAAGAAACAAUCUUCUGAUUUUGAACGACAAUUUUGACAUGCUAUACAUUAUUCCCAACAAGCAUGGGAAAAAGGGUCAGCAAACUAAAUCAACAGGUUUAAAGUGGACGUACCCACACGGAAGCGGUCGUGCGGGUAAGCGGUUUCUUUAAGAGAAGGGAGGACCCCUGUGCCCUCAGAAAAACCAGGAAGGGAGUUCCGCAUCAUACGGGGCUUUACUGCACAUACAGUUACAGUAAGGGAAGCAGGAGUAGCACUGGUCACAGAGUCGGCUAGUGAGUCCAAAAAGCAUCUAACUGCGACCCGCACCGGUGGUGGUCCCGGGACGGACAGCAGACAUAGACUUCAGAAGAUGGCAGGUGGUGUAGAUGGACCCAUCGGCAUCCCGUUCCCCGAACAUAGCAGUGAGAUCCUCAUCAGCCUGAAUGAGCAGAGGAAUAACCAUCUACUUUGUGAUGUGAUCAUUGUUGUGGAUGACCGCCAGUUCCACACACAUCGCUCAGUACUGGCAACCUGCAGUCGCUACUUCAAGAAGCUCUUCACCUCAGGGUCUGCAGUAGACCACCGGAAUGUCUAUCAGCUAGACUUUGUGUCUGCAGAAGCCCUAUCUGCUCUUUUAGACUACACUUAUACAGCCACUCUAACAAUUAGCACUUCCAAUGUCACAGAGAUUUUAAAUGCAGCAAAACUACUGGAGAUUGAGGCUGUAAAGAAUGUGUGCACAGAUCUUUUAGACAGGAAUAUUCUGGACAAAAGUAACCAGAAAGAUUUAGUAGAUCAAAUUGAUCAAAAGAACUCCAUCAAAGCCCAAGAGUACUUGGAGUUCUUCCAGAGAAAUGCUGCAAAUGGUCACAGUGCUGGCCAGCAGUGGACCAACCACAACUUACAAGAUCCUCAACAUAUAAGCUUUAGAAACCAUGCAAAUGAAGGUGCUGAAUGCAAUGGGCUUAACAUUUAUUCCCAUCCCUCUGCAAAUGACAUACCAAAGCUCAGAGGCCCUGAAAUGAAAGGCAGCAAGUUCAGGAGACCAUUAUGGUUAGACAGACAAGAUGUUGAGAGGCCACUCUAUGUGCCAUCUCAGAAUGGACAUUACUGUCUACAGAGCCUUCAGGCAGGUGAUGAUGAGGAUGAAGAGGACGAUUGUCUCAUGGAUCACCAAGCUACAGCUGAAUGUCCCAGCAUCAGCACUAAUGUGACACCAAAGGAACAAGAGACUAAGGCAACAGACCCCAGUAACCUGACUGCAAGUGCAUUACUUCAGCAGAUGAUGAACUCAGUGGAACGGGAGCAGUGCAGUGGUGAUGGAAAAGAUGAAGAAGCUGUUGUUGGCUAUUACUUGAAAUAUUUCAACAGUUCUCAUGGGAGUGAAAUUUAUCCUCCUUGGUCACAGAAGGCUGAGAAAAAGAUACGGGCUAAGGCAUUUCAGAAGUGUCCAAUUUGUGAUAAGGUAAUCCAGGGGGCUGGCAAGCUGCCUCGUCACAUCCGUACCCACACUGGAGAAAAACCCUAUGAAUGCACCAUAUGCCAAGUUCGAUUUACAAGGCAAGACAAAUUGAAAGUACACAUGAGAAAACACACAGGAGAAAAACCGUACUUGUGCCAACAGUGUGGGGCUGCUUUUGCUCACAACUACGACUUGAAGAAUCACAUGCGUGUGCACACAGGGCUGCGUCCUUACCAGUGUGACAGCUGUUUCAAGACUUUUGUCCGCUCAGACCAUUUACACAGGCACCUUAAGAAAGAUGGCUGUAAUGGUAUCCCUUCCAGAAGAGGGCGUAAGCCACGCAUGAGGGAUGCCAGCAACUUGACAGGUCCAGCAGCAAGUGUAGAGGAUGGAAAUUUCAUAGAGGGGGCUGUGAUGCCAGCAGCCAGGGAGACCCUGAAAAAUGGCCAAGAAAUGCACUUUGAAGAUACUUCUAACUAUGAAAACUCAGAGAGAUUGUGUGUGGAGGAUAAAAAAGGACUGUCUUAAACCAAAAACAGUACAAAAUCAGGGUGUCACAAAACCUAAUUAGCAUUUUCCUUCACUUUUCACUGACUUCAUGCCCCCAGUUAUCUCUGUGUAGUGCAUGAACCUGUUAGUAUGACUAAUGGAUUCAUGUUUCAAGUUUCAUGUUAACAUCAUCAUCAGGAGGUUCAUUGCAUGAAAUGAUAGCAUAGCCAUGUCCGGUAUAUUUGUUCCCUCCUGUUGUCCGCAGUAGGUGUCAUGUUCACGCUCUCUCCCUUUUUCAGGCAAGAAAUAUGAGGGCUGCUGUUGUAAACAUGUUUUAAAUGCUGGGGAGAUGUGUGAAGCUGACUGAACCUAAAAGUCUACCACACCUGUGCUCCCCCAUCAUAGUCAGUGUAUGUUUAGAAGGAUUGUAGUCGGCUUCUAAGUUCUGCCAUUCUAGUGUGAUACACAAGCCUUACUGUAUAUUACAUAGCAUGGUAGGUUAAGAAGUUUUCUGUCAGAAUACUAAGAGCUCACAUGUACCUUUCUCUCGAAGAGUCAAAGCUAGCCAUAAUAACUAUAAAAAGAAAAGGUAUUGUGUGAGUGUUACAAGGCAACUGUCACACAACAUAUUUUUGGGUGUUUUGCAAGUACGCACAACACUGUUAGCAUGUCAUUUAGCCAAAACCUGGAAAAUCAGCUCAGGCUUUGGGAUCGUAGGGGAGUUGAGCACACAAAAAUGAGAUUAAUUUCAUUCACUUGAAUCAUAUUCUUAUCACUCAAGAUAGUCCCAUUGAAAGGGAUUGUGUAGCAUGACAGGUUAAACAACACGCCUAAAAUCCUGAUCCUGCAAGAGAUAAAGGACUCUGAUGGGAAGAAGUUGCACUUCUGGUUCCCAGUUUGGAAGUCUAACCACUAGAUUACACUAAGAGAGAAUAUAUUUAUUUUGGGAUCGAGGAGGAUGUUUAUAUAGUCAUUGUUUAAGAACAUUCUGGCUAGCUUGUAUAGCAAAGGGGAUAUGAUGGGAAUUGUAGUUCAGUCCCAUAAUGGGGAAUGGAUACGUAGCACCUUAUGAUAACACAUAUGUGCUUUUUUUUUUUUAGCUAGAGCACAACAGCAGUAAAAAACCUUGAAAAUGUUCUAUAUGCCCUUUUUUGUGUGUUGGCAUCUAUUCUGUACAAGGCUAUGCAAAAAUAAAGUAGUUUGAAUAUCCCAAAUUACUACACACACACUCACACAUGCACACACAGACACUUUUGUCAUUUGAAUGUAAUUUAAAUUUUAGGGAUAGAUUACAAACCUUAACUAAGGAGUGUAUUUUGAGACUGUAAUGAAUCGGUCUGUUGCCUGUGUCCUUCAUAUCACAGACAUCAGCUGAAGGGACCAGAGUUUCAAACGUUUACUGCGUUGAAUGAGCAAUAAAUGCAAUGUCUUAGCACUUUGAGAAAAAAAAAAAAAGAAAACCAUUAAGAAACGGGUACUGCCAAGUCACUUUUUUCUCUUUUCUUCUCCUCCUUUGACUGUUUACGUGCCUGAUGUAGAUGUGGCCAGCCAGCCAUACCUUAUUUAACUUUUUGUUUUGUAAAAAAGAACCCAGACAGAAGACUGAGUGAGGAGUUGUUGCUAAUUUGGUUUUGUGACCAGACCAGAGUACCUUCGGAGCUGAUUGCACUUAAUAACGGAAGCUUGAAUUUAGGCAGGAAUCAUCUUGUAUUUUUCUCUUGUCAUUGCUAAGAUUUUUUUUCCUUGGUUCUGUUUAUUUUUUAAAUGUGUUAACCCUGGUGACUUUUGCAGCAGGAUAAUUGAAUUCUUCCACAGAACGGUGUGUUUCAUUCCACUACUGUGUCCCCACACUGUGUCAACUGCCUGUGCAUUUACAUUCUUAGCACUAGAUUGUCUAUUACAGUCAGAUCAUUGCUUAAAAAAGACUAUUUUGUAUUUAAAUCCUGCAUAGAGGUGGGGUUGUAAAUGUUUUGGGCAUGUGGGUAUGUUUUUUAUUGAUUUUUUUCUUUUAUUCAGUUUAUACCUGUGGCAAGUAGAACUGUCAGUCUACUUAAAAAAAAAAAAAAAAAAAAAACUUUACACAGGACUGUUCUUGUAGCCUGUGGGGUUGUUCUGUGUUUGGAAGUUUGUGUGUAGAGAGGAGCAGGUUCUUAAGUUAAGUUGGUAUUAUUCAUUUGGUAGUAGACAUCAGACAGUGAAAUACCAUCUCUGGCAAACUUGUGUUACCUUUCAGUGUACCAACAAACUUCUCUCACAACUGCCACACAAAACAGGUUCUUACAAAGCAAACAACACCAUUUUCCAAAACAAAUAGCAGAAUUACUGCUUUCAGAUAUAAUAACCAUUGUGGAAAAAGCAAGUCGUGAUCUGCAUAUAACCAGGCAGUUACUGUACAUGCAAGAGCUAGUGCAAACUUGUACAUAUAUAGUUACUUGAGUUUGUAUUUUAGUAUUUUAACCUACAGCUGUGGUACCUCCUUUUGAUCUUCCUUUCCUACAACCAGAAAUGUACGUUCCAGGAAAAUAGCACUUGGUAGGGGUUGAGAAGGCAUGUGAAAUUGUGUGUGUGUGUGUGUAUAUAUAUAUAUAUAUAUAUAUAUAUAUAUAUAUAUAUAUAUACACACACACACACACACACACACACACACACACACACACACAUAUAUAUAUUAUUUUGUCAUUUCAUAAUGCCAGUUGAUGUGGGGGAGCAGUAGGCAUAUACAGAGAUGAACAUAUUUUGUAUUGUAGUAGAACUUGGCGUAAAGUGAUUGUAUGUCUGUAUUUUAUUGUGCAGCACGUUUCUUUUUUGCCUCGUGCUGUCUUUAGACUGUGAUUUAGCGAUGUGCAGACUUGUGUCAUUCUGUGACCCUCUGUUGCACUAUAGAGUGAGGUCUUUAGAACAAGAUUAGCCAGUGUGUAUGGUAGCUGGGAGUAAUCUUUUUUUUUUUCCUCUUAUUUUCCCGGUUCUGAACUUUACAUAUAGUCAGUAUUUUGAUGUCCUACGAUUCUCCGCCUAUUACAGGACAUAAAGCAUCAUUGUUAUUCCCCGAAGGUACCUUUAUACAUUCACACCAUGUUCUACUACAGAUAAGUCAGGCCAUCACAAGGCUCAGAAUUUAGUCUCUCCCCUCUCAACAGAGGAAUAAAGUGUUUAGGCCUUAUAUUAUGUAAUGUUACAUAGAAGAUGACUGUUUCGUCCAUUAUCUCAUUACACAAAGUAGCCUUCUCCCUGAAGCAAUGGAGGUAGUACUUAGGUGCCAUCAACAUGUUUUUAUGUUUGACAGAGGGGAUGUGUAUUCCAGUCAAUAUUUUAUUGCUUAUUGUUGCCCUCUUUGACACAGCAUAGCAUGUAAUAUUGACAUAAAACUGUUGUACUUCAUUGGUGUUCUAUGGAUGACAGUUCUAGCCGAUUGCAGGGCUCAGUGUUUCAACCCUUUUAUAAUGUUCUGCAAGGAAGUACAGGCUUCAUUCAGUCCAUUACAAAGUUCUGAAAUAUAUACCCUUUGUCUUACCUUCAUCAAGGGGCACAGUGAGUAUGCCCCCUACAGAAAAGCUGCAUACAACACUGCAACUUCCUGUCACCCAGUUAGAGUCUUUUGUAUUUAGAGGUAGGCAUUUUCAUUUUUCUAGGGUAUAUGGACACUGAAGCAUGGCAAGGGAAGUAAAAACACGCACUUUUUAUAACAAAUGCAGAAAUAAAAUGACAGGGUAAGCACUUUCAUGGUUUUACAUCCUUUCAUCAGACCAUGAUAUACUACUAGUUCCAUUGCUACUUAUUUUUCUAGGGUAAACUUUUUGCGAAACAUUACUUAACACUUCCCCAACCUGAUAACCUGAUCUUUUCCUGUAAUGAGGAAUUAUAGUGGCACAGUUUUAAGGUUAGUGCUGUUUAGCCUUUUACUUUGUUCAAUGGAAACCAUGGUGACGCAGAAAUGACAGAAGUAGCACAUUUACGAUUCCCUCACAACUACAAGAAGCACCCCACAGGAGCACAAAACAAGGGUAUGCACUAUGUCUUGGGAGUUCUGUAGAUACUUUGUGUAGGGUUCAUUUGAAUUUGUAGUCUGAACAUUUUGAAAUGCUUGUUCUGUCAACAACAUUUCUGUUUUGUGAUGACAACUGCUUCAUUUGCAACAGUGCACAAAUGAACAGUUAGGAAAGGUUUUUACACAAGCAGUUACCACAGCUUAACUUUUAUGUUUUUAUCUUUAUUAGAUUAAUGGGGGGUGUUUGUGUGUGGGAGGGAGCAUGUGGAUAUAGUGUGGGCUGGAGAUGUUGGCUGAGGUUCGAAUUUCACUGGAAGCAACGCUUUAUCACUAGCCAUUAAUUUUGCACUAGAUGGUUAUCCUCACAGAUUUGGGGAUUUGAUUGCACCUUCACCACUACACUUUGUUGCCUUAACUGCUUAAAAUUUCAGUAGGGCAACUUAUUUUUAUUAUUAUUAUUAUUAUUACUUUGGUUGAAUAACCAUAAAGAAAAGGAGUGUAAAACAGUGGUAUUUUAUUAAUGUUAUAAUUAAUGAUAAUGUGGAUGUGAUAAAGCAUUGCUAGUGUCACUGGUGUCCUGUUGGAUUUUAGGAGGCAGAACAUUUAACUUGUAAAAUAUAAGAACAGUGUCAUUUUAGUGAAUGUUGGUGUAGGCUGUUUCACUGUAACAUCACUUGUGUAAAUGGGAAAUGUGAAGCAGUGUUGCUUAGUGUUGUUUGUGUGGUUUUGAAGCUGCCUCCCAUUAGUACUGUGAAAGAGAGCUCUUGGCUGAUUAGCCAGAGUUCUCUGCUCUGCUCUACAGUCCAUGUGUGUCAGAUAUUGCUUUUCCGUUGAAGGGUAGGGGUGUCUCAGCACAUUACCCUCAGAGCAUUCAUGCACCAAUGUGAUAACCACAAAUAUGUGAUUCCUCAUGUCCUCUCCAAAGACCCAAGAAAUAGCACUGUAUGUAUGGGAGAAGGCUUGCUGAUUGUAGCAUCUGUAAAAUUCAGAACCUGGGAACAAAAAUGAUGAUUUCACUAUUGAUUUAAAGUAGUAAAUGGUUUUCAUGUAGUUCAUGGAAGUUGUUUCUUUGAAAGAACACAUUUGAGAUGCUAGACACCUUCAGAAAUGCUUAUCUCUGGAGUAACCAUGUAGAACUAAUUUUGGGUUGGGUGGUGUGGGUAGUUAAUGGCCUAGUGCCCUAAACCUGCAGUUUUCAAUAUGAAAUGCACUUUACUAGCUUUAUGGAAGUGGCUGCUGGUCUUUUCUUCACUUGCUCUUUUUAGAUUUUAACAGUUUUAAAGUUGAAAAGGAAAUGUUGCCAGGAUUUUCUCAAGACUGUUCUGAGAAGGAUGUUUUGUGCUUUUGAAGCUAUAUGUAUGUAUACACCAACCCACCUACCCACACACAUAUGUAUGUAUUGGGUACAGAUAGAUUACAUCAGACAAACAUUCUAACUUCUAGGUUGGCAUUUUUUGAAAUUGCUAAUCACUGAGUGAUCACUACCUGACAUCAAGAUAAUCCAUAGUAGCUUACCAUAUCUGGUCCAACAUUUUCACAUUCUCUACAUUGCUGAUUUCACAAACAUAUGAGACAUUACAGAAUGGUGGUGCAGCAGAUAGCGUUGCCACCUCACAGCAAUAGGUUCUCCGGUUCGAUCCUCAGCAGGGGUGCCUUCUGUGCGGAGUCUGCAUGUCCUCCCUGUGGUCGCAUGGGUUUCCUCCAGGGGCUUCAG